CCCGCCUAAAGGAUUUAAAUAUGCCAGCUGUCAAACACUACUUUCCACUUUUAUUUUCUUUUUCUUCCCGAAUUCUGCUUCGGUUCCGAACCUAAAAGUAAAUUCGACCGUUGCAACCCGAACCUACCUUUCAAAAAGACUACACUCUGUUUUCUUUCUUGCCCAGAAACCAGAGAAACCGUCCUGUCAAAACCCCAUAGCGCUCUCUCUCUCUCUCUCUCUCUCUCUCUCCGAUUUCUGAUCCAUUUUGAGAAACAAUGGUGUCCAAGAUAGUAAAAAGAACCCCCACAAAAUCCCUCAAGAACCGGAAAAACCCACCCAACCACCACCGCCGCAGCAAGAAAACCCCCAUCAAGAACGCCACCGCCUCCGCCGCCUCCGCGGUGGUCGCUUCAAUCAACAAAUCCCUCUACACCUGCCACCGCCGCCUCAUCAAGAUCUUCACAAAGCUAGCCCGCAUAGCCACCCCCACCAAGAAAACCCCACGCAAAAAGGGCUACCAAAUCCUCGAAAAAAUCCCCACAAAUCCACCCAACACCACCACCACCACAGCUCGCAGAACCCUCUUCAACAAUAAAACCCCCCUCCCCCCAUUAACCUCCCCUAAUAAAAAGACAGUCUUUCUCGAUUUAGACGAAACCCUAAUCCACUCCACCGCAAAUUUCCCGCCCGAAAAAUACGAUUUCGUCGUCCGCCCCGUAAUUGACGGAGAAAAAGCAGAUUUCUACGUUUUAAAGAGGCCGUUCGUUGAUGAAUUCUUGAAAAUUUUGAGUGAUAAGUUUGAGAUUGUGGUGUUCACUGCCGGGAUUGAGGCGUACGCUUCGCUCGUGCUCGAUAAGCUCGAUUGGAGGAAGCUGAUUUCACAUCGGCUCUAUCGGGAUUCGUGUAAGGAAGUUGAUGGGAGAUAUGUGAAGGACUUGUCUGAAUUUGGGAGGGAGUUGGAUAAGGUUGUGAUUGUGGAUGAUAACCCUAAUUCUUAUCAGUUUCAGCCGGAUAAUGCAAUUCCGAUUAAGGCGUUUACGAAUGAUUUAGAGGAUGAUGAGUUGAAGAAGUUGGUUGAGUUCUUCGAAAGUUUCGAUUGUGACUCUGUUGAAGAUAUGAGGGAUUCUGUGAAGUUGCAUUUUGCUGAAUCGAAAUAGGGAAUUUAGUGGUGAUUGAUUUUCUUGAGGAUAUUUCUUGAUUCUUUUUUCAUGUUUUUACCUUUUUUUUUUUUUUCGGGUGUUGUUAGUUUAUACAGAGUUGAACAGAGGCUGUGUUCAAUGUGAUUCAAUUGUGUUCAAAUUUACUAUAGAAAGAGUUAUGUUUCAUUUGAAUUGUUG
This is a messenger RNA of Erythranthe guttata (spotted monkey flower), 1319 nucleotides long. RefSeq lists its product as uncharacterized. The record is from RefSeq and is a predicted model, not a curated record. Lineage: Eukaryota; Viridiplantae; Streptophyta; Magnoliopsida; Lamiales; Phrymaceae. Gene Ontology annotation, molecular function: phosphatase activity.